Ylistrum balloti is the source of this 1960-nucleotide messenger RNA. RefSeq names its product GA-binding protein alpha chain-like. Gene Ontology annotation, molecular function: sequence-specific DNA binding; DNA-binding transcription factor activity, RNA polymerase II-specific. Lineage: Eukaryota; Metazoa; Mollusca; Bivalvia; Pectinida; Pectinidae. Gene Ontology annotation, biological process: regulation of transcription by RNA polymerase II; cell differentiation. Bases 22 to 912 code for a protein of 296 amino acids. The transcript has 7 exons. Gene Ontology annotation, cellular component: nucleus. The record is from RefSeq and is a predicted model, not a curated record.
GUGCAGCUGCCGAGUUGAGCGAUGGACGGAGGUUCAAUGAUUAAUUACCAAGUCUGUUAUGAGAAUCAAAUAAAUCAGACGAGUUGUGACAUCUCGUACGAUGUAAACAAACACACCGGGUAUAACAUCUGUACAGACUCCCCUACUGACUGGUCAUCGCUGAGGGAAUUCGAGAACAACGCCGAUUUGCAGAUUCACUCCCCCGACUCGCUGCCCGAUCCUGCCAUUCAUGACUUCAUCAAUCUUCUUUUACCCACUUAUAUUGAUAACGAUUUCAGAAAUAAGACGGCCCAGUCUAAUUCUUUAACACCGGAUUCUGAGUCGGACAAUGAUAGUGUAAUGAUAAGCGGAGAUGAUCUGAGGGAGUUAGCGUGUGUAAAACCAGACGACUAUUUUGACAAUAUAAGUGACUCUAGUGUUGGGAGUGGCCAUUUUGAUUAUCUGCCUCCAACUAACCUGUCAUCUGCCUAUCAUCAAUACAACAACCAAACUCUGCCAAGUUUCGAUCAGCUUGUUCAGUCUACAGCCAAACACUACCCGUCUACAACAAGGCAGUGUGUGUCAGAUGAUGAAGAUGACGAAUCUGAGGCAAUCGUCAAAAAGGGAAAACGAGGUGCUAAAAACAUAUUGUUAUGGAAGUUCCUUCUGGACGAGCUGGCAGAUGCUCACCAGAAGCAUAUCCGGUGGAUAAGCUGUAAGGAGGGCACGUUCAGAUUUGUUGACACAGCAGAAAUAAGCAAGAUGUGGGGAGCUAAAAAGCGAAAGAAUGACAUGAACUUUGAAAAACUCAGUCGUGGAAUCAGGCACUACUACAAAUCUGGGUUCAUGAGACGUGAGGACGGAACUAGACUGGUAUACAAGUUUAACUGGAAGAAGGUUCCCAAAGAAUACAGACGGCGAUUUGCUCUUUAGACAAUAUCUCUACUCUCAAAAUUGGAGAGUUGCAAACACCUGCUUACUUCGCAAUAGCGUCAGAUGACCACGUGAAUAUGCGAAAUCAAACAUACGUUUUCUCCUUCCGUCGUGAUGACUUGAUUUCUGCAGCGAAGGUCUGGCAAAAUUUGAGGUGAUUCUGAUCAGUUGUCAAUCGACUAGUACAUGAAUGAAGAAUGCUUAAGUUGAUCAAGAGAAUCUGCAAAAAAAUGACUGUUUCAUGAUGAUUUUGUGCAAUAUAUGUUUAAUUUGCAAUUGCUUUGUAAGAUAGAUGUGCUAGCGCUAACAACGAUGAAGUGACAUUUUGCUGGGAUAAUGCAAUAUUCUGUCCGAAAACCUGAAGUGUUGAUAAUAGGCAAUUGUGCUGAAAACACCUUGACAGUCGUGUUUAAAUAAGAAGAGCUGUGUGCAGAAUCAGAUAGAGAGCAAAAGGCAGGAAUUCCUCGUGAUACUUGUUGAUAGUUCAUCAUGUAUCAGAAUCAUUGCCAAGAAACCAUGUCUAUGUCUGUUGAAGGGAUGGUCUUGGGUUUGGUUUUAUAAAACAGUUCGAAAUAUCGCUGUUUUUGUCUGAAAAGUAUAUUGCAACUGUCUCAAUGUGUCGAUGUUUGGUCUCGAAAGUUCCAGAUUUCUGUGUACCGUAAUCCAAAUGUUCCUGACUACAAAGGUUCAAUAUUAGAUCAAGCCCUGUCACUGCCAUAAGAUAUCAAUAUUGAUUUAACUGCGGUAUUGUUUGAUCUCAAAGUCUGAUGAGUGAUUGAAGUCUAUAUGCGCUUAAAAUACUAGUGGAGAAUGAAUGAGAUUGAUGUAACAUACGAGUGUUUUAUCUGAGUGAGACAUGAGAGUAAACACGUACAUGAGAAAAAGAUAAUGUAAGUGUUUUAAGCGAUUAUUGUUUUUAACUGAAAAUAAAUUGAAAUCCAAACGCGACCAAUAAACAAUCCUACAUAUCGUAUACAUGUAUAUAUUUUAGAAAUAUAUAUUUCAUAUGUUUAACAAUAAUGUAUAUAACUUGUUUGUUAAUAUAACU